Messenger RNA from Brassicogethes aeneus, 1335 nucleotides. The record is from the annotation of a GenBank genome assembly. NCBI's taxonomy places the organism in Eukaryota, Metazoa, Arthropoda, Insecta, Coleoptera, Nitidulidae.
AGAUAUGCUUCGUGAGUUCAAGGUGAGAAUCUCUCUCCGGUGUCGAUGUGAUUUCCUCUAACACCAUCAGUAUUAUCACAAAUAUUUGUGUUUCUUGGCGAAAAAGACAGUUUAAGAAAUAGCGAAAAUGAUGAAAAUGAGUUUUGGACUAUGUUUGCUGGUUUCUGCCUUGGUGGCGGCCGUUAGCAGUGAAUCAGUGCGGGAUAAUGUGGUUACGCAGGACGCUCGUCCUGUCAAAAGGUCCUUGAGAGAUUUUUUACCGUGCGUUAAGUCGUUAAAUGUGAGAUGUUUUUUUGAUACUGCCGAUGAUUACUUGAAGUAUAGAAUAGAAGGAGUUAUAGCUGAAGCUAAUGCAAGAGCUUUCCAAAUCACCGGAAGGGCAGCAGAUACGGACCAUCCUCCUUCAGCUUUGGCCGAAACGAUAACGAAGAUGAUCGAAGAACUGUCCGGAAUGCUGCAAGAAGGUCUUUCUAGCUUCUUUAGGAGCGGCAAAGAAUCCGAAGAUGGCGAUGAAAUCGAAGAAAGCAGCGCUGAAGAAACCGAAGGUGAUCAAGAUAAAGACGCCAGCAAAAGCAGGGCACUUGUAGAAGAAGCAAGAAAAAAGAAAAAACACAAGAUCCACAAACUGAUCGCUGCCAUUAAAGCCUUGGUGGUUGGAGGAGUAUUGAAAGUGUUGUUCGGAUGUGUACUGAAAAUCUUCAUGGCUCAUCUGCAGGUCAAAUUCCUGCUGAUCGCGCUGGGAGGACUGGCCUUGAACGCCGCCAGAUUCUGGAUAGACCUGAAGAAGAAACACGCGCCAGAAAAAGUGAUUUACUACGAAAACGCUCAACAUCAACAUCACUAUGAGACUGAUGGAGAGGAAUAUGGGCACGACCAUGGCCACAGUGGUCCUGGUGAAGGUUAUUGGGGAAGGGCCUACGAAGUACCAGAAGGACAGAAAACUGCCCAAGAUAUGGCGUACGCCAGCCAAAAACCCGUAGGUACUGGAUACUCAAAGGUGGACAACAAACCCAACUUUUCGUGGCUUGGAUAAAACGAAAUAGACUUAAGAAUACUAUGUAGGGUUUUAUUUAUUUCAAAUUUAUUUUAUUUAUUUAUGGUCAUUUAAAUUAAACUAGAGAAAAUUAUUUAUUUUUACAAGAGAAAUAUUUUAUUUAUUUAACCAUGUUUAGUAUAAUUUAACUUGACCAUUUUGGGGAAAUUCACUUUAAUUUAAGGGAUGUAAUAGAAUAGUUUUAAUUAUAAGUUUACCCAGUUUGUGCCAAAUGUAGCACAAUAUAAGAUUAUUUAUUUUAAUUUAUUUUAAUUUAUUUCCUAAAUGUUUCUUAAUAAGUU